AUGACAGAAAUGAGUACUAUCACAUGUACGAGAUUCGAUUACACAGUUAAAAUUAUUCUUCUGGGAGAUCAUAACGUCGGUAAAAGUUCUUUCUUGGCUGAUCUGGCUUCGGGAUCGAAAGAGUUCGAGUGCCAUUGCAUAGAUUACAGACCUAACGGCCAUGUCGAUUUGGAUAUGUGGAAGCACGGGAAAAGAAUUCUGACCAAAAUUGUGGACACUGGAGGACAAGAGAGGUUUCGCAGCAUCACGGCAUCGUUCUACAGGGGAGCCCAGGGUUGUCUGCUCCUGUUUGAUGCCGAGAAACCGGAAUCGUUUAGCCACAUCUAUAACUGGUACAACGAUUUGGAGAUGUAUACAAACAAACAGCCAAUGUCCAGCUUUCUGGUGGGAAUCAACAUGCAAUCAAAUCAGCGACAGGUACUUCCAGAACAAGCCGAGAAACUAGCCACCCAGCUAGAGAUGCAGCUACACGAACUUAACCUUCGAAAAAAAUCCAGCUCCCUAGAAAUAAUCCACGCCCUGUUGGAUAAAAUCAUCAUCCACGCGUCCCGUUUGCCAUCCUUGACCAUCGACAUCAUGCCCUAUCAGAUCCGGCAACACCUGGCCGAGAUAAGGCUCAACAGCGCAAUAGAUGAAGAUGACGAAGAACGGGGGAAAUUCCAUUGUGCUUGUUGA
Molecule: messenger RNA, 675 nt
Organism: Candidula unifasciata
Lineage: Eukaryota; Metazoa; Mollusca; Gastropoda; Stylommatophora; Geomitridae
Source: the annotation of a GenBank genome assembly